Messenger RNA from Paracoccidioides brasiliensis Pb18, 240 nucleotides. RefSeq lists its product as uncharacterized. The record is from RefSeq and is a predicted model, not a curated record. The coding region runs from base 1 to 240 and encodes 79 amino acids. The transcript is spliced from 3 exons.
AUGCCGGACUUCUCUACUAGCUCGAACUCCUCUGGAGUCUACACCUACAAGUCCUCUGGAACAAACAGCCAGGGGAAUCACUAUUGCUCCCGCGACUACGACUCCGGAGCCGCCAACUCCAACUCUUACCACUACUCCAACAGCAAUGGCUCCUAUUACUACAGCAACCCCAGUGGCAGCACCUAUUACAACAACGGCAAAGGCUCCUUCACCUUCACCGCUACCAGCGGCAAGAAAUAG